AUGAACGUGAACGACUCCGCUUUGUACCCAGGCAUGACAGAAUACCCAGAGGAACAAGUUGGCAUCACGGACAUGUCCUUCACCGCUGCUCGCAGCUGGGCGUCAAAUCUGUGGCGAACCAUGAUCGACACACGCCACAUCGACCCGGAUACAGGAUUAAGCUUUGCGUCAAUGACAACGACUGAAAAAGAAGCGUGGGUUGAGAAGCAGCAGAAGAUCAUAUAUGGUCGCUUCCCUGAAGACCCAACAUCUCGGGAGCCUCUUUACUGUCUUACAAUGACCUUUAUCGGAACCAUCAUCGCGAAUCUUCGAAUCAUGGUACUCAACCCGUUAGGGACUGGAGUAUCCUUAACCGAGGAACAAAAGCGCCAAACCUUCCAGGGGGCUAUUGAGUGCAUGAUGCAUUCGUACAGAUUACGAACUGACCCUGUGCUGGCAAAUUGGUCAUGGUUGACCAAGUGCUACAAUGAGUGGCAUGCUUUUGCCAUCCUACUAUCUGAACUGUGCAACCAGCCAUUGAGUAGGGACGCCGAUAAGGCCUGGAGAGUCGUAGAACAGAGUGCGGUGCUCCGCUGGGACUCUUCAACGAAGCAUAGUCGACUGCACCAGUGGCGCUCUGUCAUGAAAACCAUCGAGAUAGCUCGAAGACGAAGAAAGAAUGGGAUGAGACGUCGGAAGUCGUCAUUUCUGUCAGCCAAGCAUUCUCACCCUGCUUCAUACAGAGGAGGAGACCCCACCAUUGGAGGGCCGACAAGGGCAGGGGGUCUCUCGACACGGCGGAAUUCCAUCUACACCCAAGGCAACCAAGCCCAGCUUGAGACUUUCUCUGGUACUGGCCCGCAGCUGCAGGAGUUCCAGAGUGCGAUGUCUCAGGCCGACCAGAUGUUGAGGCAGUUGGAAGAAGCUGAGGACAUGUGCGACUUCACUAGCGAAGACGGCAGAUUAUAUUUCGCUGAGAGCUAA
This is a messenger RNA of Colletotrichum karsti, 963 nucleotides long. Its product is annotated as C6 transcription factor. The coding region runs from base 1 to 963 and encodes 320 amino acids. Lineage: Eukaryota; Fungi; Ascomycota; Sordariomycetes; Glomerellales; Glomerellaceae. The transcript has 2 exons. The record is from RefSeq and is a predicted model, not a curated record.